Molecule: messenger RNA, 1085 nt
Organism: Mercurialis annua (annual mercury)
Lineage: Eukaryota; Viridiplantae; Streptophyta; Magnoliopsida; Malpighiales; Euphorbiaceae
Product: CASP-like protein 5C1
Exons: 3
Coding region: 405-866 (153 amino acids)
Cellular component (GO): membrane
Source: RefSeq, a predicted model, not a curated record
ACUUAAGAAUGAAUUAUAGCCAAUCAUACAAAUCAAACAUCAUAACCUCUCCACAAUUUUUUUAGCUUCUCACCUUAAAAUUUGCCGCUUGAUUCCAAGAUUUCUCUUCCAGCAACUUUCUUUAUUCUUGACAAUCUUUUUCUUUUUAAAAAUUUAAAAUUUUAAUCAAUCUCUCUUGGCAUAUAGUAUAACUUCUAGUACUUGAUAGUUUAAUUUCAACAACUUUGGCAUGUUCAUAAAUCUUUGAUGCAUCAUAAAUAACGGGAAGACUCAAAAUUUGCAUUUGCUUGAUUGAUCUUGCGGUGAUGACAAGUUCUUUUGGUUGGUUACGAUGACAUUUAGGAAGGGGGCAAUCCGAAUAAGAAAAGAAGAGAAGAAUCGAUGCGAAAAAGAGUGUUGUUGCCAUGGAAGAAGUACCUGGCUCAGUUGGGACCAGUGCUAGCUUCUCUUUGAGACUGGGACAGACCAUUUUUUCUGGUGCUUCUCUGUUUUUCAUGGCUUUGGGUGCUCAAUUCUACAGCUACACCGCCUUUCGAUACUUGGUGACAGUGAUGGGAUUGGCAAUCCCAUGGAGUUUGACAUUAGCAAUAGUGGAUGGAUACUCAGUUUUGGUAAAAUGCUCAAUCAGACAGCAAGGAAUAGUGGUGAUUAUCAUAGUUGGAGACUGGCAGGUUUUAUCACUUCUUACACUAGCUGCAGCAUGUUCAACAGCUAGUGUUGUGGAUCUUUUGCUUCAUUCAGAUUCUUCAUACUGCCCUCGGAAAGUUUGCGGUAGAUUUCAAAUAUCUGCUGCUAUGGCUUUCUUGUCUUGGUUUCUGUCUAUGGCUUCUUCUCUCUUCAAUCUCUGGUUACUGCCCUCCUUGUGAUAUUUUGGUUCUUCACAAAUCAAAGUGAAAUACAGAAUGUAAAUCCAUUAAAAUCUUAAAAUGCAGUAUGUAAAUCAUUCAAAUCUACCUAUCUUCCAUGCGUUUUUUUGAAGGAAGAAUCGAACUACGACAUCUCUAUGUCUGCGGAAACUCUUCCAGCCAAAUUUUGUUUUAUUUCUACACUAGAAAGCCAAGAAUCGAAUUACAAUGUUUUUACAA